Messenger RNA from Branchiostoma belcheri (Belcher's lancelet), 1119 nucleotides. Its product is annotated as neuropeptide FF receptor 2-like. Gene Ontology annotation, biological process: G protein-coupled receptor signaling pathway. The record is from RefSeq and is a predicted model, not a curated record. Gene Ontology annotation, molecular function: neuropeptide receptor activity; peptide binding. The transcript is spliced from 3 exons. Gene Ontology annotation, cellular component: membrane. Lineage: Eukaryota; Metazoa; Chordata; Leptocardii; Amphioxiformes; Branchiostomatidae. Bases 1 to 1119 code for a protein of 372 amino acids.
AUGAAGCAUUCCACGUCGGUUACCGUGGUCAUCGUGGCGUUUUUCGUCGCCAUCAUCCUCCUGAGCGUGGUGGGGAACGCUCUGGUGUGUGCCGUGGUGUGCCGGAACCAGAACCUGCGCAGUGCAACCAGCUACUUCAUCGUCAACUUGGCCUUGAGUGACCUCAUGGUGACCGUGCUCUGCAUGCCCGUGACUUUGGUCAAUCACAUCUUCACAGGAUGGCGUUUGGGCGAGCUCAUCUGUAAACUGACCAGUCUGCAAGGUGUGGCUGUAGCCGCUUCGGCCUUUACUCUUGUGGUCAUUGCCGUGGACAGAUACCGUGCCGUCAUGGACGCCAUGGCGCCUAAGCUGAACGGACGGCAGAGUCUGGCCAUCCUAGGUUUCAUCUGGGUGUUGUCCUUCGCCGUGAUGGUGCCUCACGCCUUGGUCCUGGGUACCGCGGAACGGUACCACGGCAGGGAGAACGACACCAUGGUCAUCUGUAAGGAGUGGUGGCAGUCGGACGGACACCGACAGGCCAACACCCUCACGGUCUUUAUAACGUGCUACCUAGUUCCGCUACUGAUCAUUGCCAUUCUGUACAUACGGAUCAUCAUCCGCAUCGGGCUCAGACAGAAAUCUUUCGGCACGGAACCCAGAACAGAAAGACAGAGACAAAAACAACUCGGGUACUCCGACAAAAAGGUGACGAUGAUCCGUAUGCUCAUAUUGGUGGUGGUCCUGUUCGCCCUGUCCUGGUUACCGUAUCAUGUGGUCAUUCUCAUGGUUGACUUCAAACAUUUCACAAGUGCAGAGAUACAGAGCAUGUAUUUGUACGCCUAUCCCGUUGUUCACUGGUUAGGGUAUUGCAACAGCACCAUGAACCCCAUUCUGUAUGGCUACUGUAACAGGAACUUCAGAAAAGAGUUCCAAGCCCUCUUGGGAAACUUCGCGCAUGAUUUUCUGACUACCGAAACUCCCAACGAAUUGCCCAUGAAGAACAAGCGGGAUGGUACAUGUGUCUCUUCCCGCCGCACUGAGACAUUGAGAAGUGGGACAAUGGGUAAAAGUCCUACUGUUGUCACUGCAGGGGGUAAUAACAAACCUACUGUAGUGGUCAUGAUGACAACUACGGUGUGA